Messenger RNA from Ustilago hordei, 3465 nucleotides. Its product is annotated as Putative Cys(2)His(2) zinc finger protein. NCBI's taxonomy places the organism in Eukaryota, Fungi, Basidiomycota, Ustilaginomycetes, Ustilaginales, Ustilaginaceae. The record is from RefSeq and is a predicted model, not a curated record. Gene Ontology annotation, molecular function: DNA-binding transcription factor activity, RNA polymerase II-specific; RNA polymerase II cis-regulatory region sequence-specific DNA binding. Gene Ontology annotation, biological process: regulation of transcription by RNA polymerase II. The transcript has a single exon. Bases 1 to 3465 code for a protein of 1154 amino acids. Gene Ontology annotation, cellular component: chromatin.
AUGCCGAAAUCGAUCUCUUGUCCGCACGCUGGAUGCGGCUAUCUGUUUGGCAAACCAGUGCAUCUUCGUCGUCAUCUCCUUUCCCAUUCGGACAAAGCCGUGUGGAAAUGUCCCGAUUGCGAUCAGGACUUCAAACGUAUCGACAGCUUCCAGCGCCACAAGAAACGCAUCCAUCCCGAUCAGCCCAAUCUGAUCGCUCUCAAGAUCGCUGCUGAUCCUGCCGCGGAUAGCAGCAUCGAGUCCGAAGACGAUGACCACCUCGACGACCGUAGGCAUGGCCUACACCUUUCCUCCAAUGCCGCUAUUCCACAGCAGGCGCUUCGUCCAUCAGCCUCGUCCUGUGGUGGCGCUUCCUCUUCCCCAGCUUCCUCACGACCCGCUGCUUCUUCUCCCAACUCGGCUUGCCAUAGGCCGCAGCACUAUCAUCCAUAUCUGCGCAACCACGCUGGCUCCCAGCCCACAACAUCCCCACAGCAGCAGCAACAACCGCAACCGCAACCGCAACCGCAACCGCAACCGCAACCGCAACCGCCAGCGAGCGACACAUCCAAUAUCGCUCAAGGUCCAUGGCAGACGCAGAACGGUCCAUCUCAGCUUUAUGACAACAACAACACUGCCAACUACGCCAAUCUAUAUAGCGCACCAAUCUCGUAUCAUGACUACGGCAGCCUCGUCUCUUCAGGGCUUGCUCCCUCAGGCCCAGGCUACGGUCAACAGGCUUCAGAUCAGGCCGCUCCACUCUCGAUAGCUUCACUCACUCAAGCCUCUCCAUCGUGGUGGUCAAGCUCCAAUUCGGAUACGGAAGCGCACAACUUCUUCGACGACAUUCUUCAGUCCAUCCUCAUGGAUUCCAUUUCCAGCUUCGUUCCUCACGAGACCAUCGCCCUACCAUCCGACUUCCACCAAAGUAUGGCCACUAGCAAUAUGCCUAAUGAGGUCUUUGCCUUGGCUCAACAGAACAGCCACCCUCCGCCUUCCAAUCAGCCAAUUCAAUCCCAGCAGCAAAACCAACACAUGCAUCCCAUUCAACAGCAGCAGCAAUCAGUAUCGCAGCCAGCUUCAGCAUUUCCAAACCAGCAACAGCAGUCGUCGCAGCCACAAGACACGCAGCCACAAGACACACAACCACAAGACACGCAACCACCACCAGCUUCAUCAUCGUCACAUCCUGUCCCGCAACCGCUUGCCAACCUGAUGCCCUUUGCCACCUUCACCGAAUCAGCACACAACUCCGGAAGGUCGACUCCAGCCACGUCCCGACAUCCACCCACCAACGGCAACAUGGAAGAUACAGACGAGAUGACACGCCUCGUCGAAAAGGUAGGCGAUCAAGCAGCUACCAGCGUUGGCGCACGCACUUGUGAUCUCAUCUUGCACGGCGUCAACAUUCCCAAGAAGCCGCCACGUCUCACUGCUGCAUCUCUCUUCAGUGCUGCAACUCGCCAUACACGCUCCAUGCUGCCUCUCUUACCCUCUUACUGGCUCCUUGAUUAUCGUCGCCUGGCCGCCGAACGACCCUACGUCUUCAUCUCCUUACUCGCCAUUGGCACGCUCUGGCAGCCAGAUGCCCAUGUCAAAGCCUAUGGAGCCGAACUCUGGCAACUCAUCUUCCGCAGUAUCUGGGCUGGCGCUGUCUUCUACCUUGAUCAGCCUCAACUCAUGCGCGAAGCCACCGCCGUGAUGGCCUUCACCCAUCUCUACGCAUUCCUCUGCCCUGACCAAGGCAUUCGUCGUAAGUCGAUUCAUUCCACCUACACCGGCAGCUCUCUUACUCGAGAGUAUGGUUGGCGUCAAGGCAUUUGGUUUCUUGUCGGGCCAUGGGAAGAGUCAUUACAGCGACUACUUGGUCCAAAUCUGCAAAUGGCACUGGUGGAGCUGCAAAUUCUCACUCGAGAUCAGAACGCCAAUAAGCUCUCAGCCGAUCAGAAGAGUCUGCUCGAUCGUUUGCACAGUCUGUGGAAGCAGUGGUCCGACGCAGAAGAGGUCAAUCGUAACAUGAUCUUGCACAGUGUCACCGAGUCGCAUCACUCCGAGUUCCUCUCGAGCUACAGUCAAAUGCGCGGGAUGGGGAGGAUCGCUUGUCAGGCCCUCGUUCCUUGUGCCGACGAUGUAUGGGAUGCCAAGGACGCAAUCGAAUGGGCCAAUUUGGUGCUCGAGCAUAAAGCGACGCGUGAAAGCCACGAUCGACCACUCUGUUCAGGAAAGAGGCAGCUAGGUCCUAUCUUGGAUGCCCUCUUCGACAUCGAUGCACCAUCAGCUGCAACUGAAAAGAGCCAACAAAGCAGCCAGCAUGGCGCUCAGCGCGACAAAGACAAAGCCAAGGAUGACUUGCAAAGAGGUCUCUGCUUCACAGUCAAGGAGCACUUUGUUCUUUACAGUUUGCUCGAAGGAUUGCAUUUGCUGUGGAUCGCUCGACACACACCACCUUUCCGCACGGGUACAUCCUAUGCUGCCGACUUCAGCCCAACUCAGUCCUCGUUUGGAGCCGGUCUAGAGUCUGUCUUCUGCCUCAAAGGUGGCACUGCAUACCACAAGAUCAAUGUGUUGCACGACGAAAAGAUGUUGACCGCCCUCUCAAGAUGGAUGCGACUCUACCAUCAAUCCUUUAUGCCCAAUGUGAUGACCAGCUCGACCGGUCUUGGUCGACCAGAGGCGAACGGCAAGCCUGCAACACGUCCCGGCAGUACACGUGCUCCCAAUCUCGGACCUAGCAACGACCGCUUUCAGCUGCAUUUCCGCUAUCAUGUCAUCCAGCUCUCUGUCCUCUUCGACGCGCAUCACGUCGUGCAUGCACUCGUUGCCACAUGUGGCGACAAGAGCGAAUCAGCCUCUUCAUCCACGUUCAAUGCAGCCAAGGGCGCCAUUAACAAUAGCAACACCACAGCACCUACUGGCGUCCAAGCCCACGUUCCACUUUGCUGCCAAAGCUGCCUCGACCCGGACUCAUGCCCCUACCGCAACACCCGCCUGCAACGCUGGGCAGCAGUCCACGCCGGAGCAGUGAUUGGCAACUUCAUGUCUAUGCCUCGCCUCUCCAUUCUCAACCCAACCAUCCUGGAAGGUCUCGGACAAGCAUUCGGCAUUCUCGUCCUUCUCUGCCGUCUAGAGCGUUCACCAGCUCAACGUCGACGCACUUGCUGCAAAUGCUCCGCUGAAGUGCGAGAGGCACCGAUCGAACUGAUCUCCGAUCAAUGUCUGCAUUUGGAUGCCGAGAGACGCAGUCCAGGGGACAAGGUGGAGGAAAUGGCAGAGAUUAAGUUCGAUUCGAGCAACGAUUGCUGGUUGCAACACGGCACUCUGGAGGAAGGAGCAAUGCUGUUGGGUCAGCCAAUUCAGGAUUGGCCGUUGGUGUUGCAGGAUAUGGGCAACCGCCUUAAGGGGGCCGCAGGGACAUGGCAGGUGGCGGAAGAGUUUUUGGCCGUGGCACAGAAGAUGUUGAAGAGCUAUACUUUUUACGUUGAUUGA